GAAAUCGAAUUAAGAAGAGAGAAAAAGAGAUGUAAGCUUCGAGAAAAUAACUCCUGGAGAUAAAUAAGCCUCCGUUUUCGUUUCUCUUAGGCCAAGAAAACUUUGAUCAACAUGCCCGAGCCGGCUAAGUCUGCUCCUGCCCCGAAGAAGGGCUCCAAGAAAGCCGUGACCAAGGCCCAGAAGAAAGACGGCAAGAAGCGCAAGCGCAGCCGCAAGGAGAGCUACUCCAUCUACGUCUACAAAGUGCUGAAGCAGGUCCACCCCGACACGGGCAUCUCCUCCAAGGCCAUGGGCAUCAUGAAUUCCUUCGUCAACGACAUCUUCGAGCGCAUCGCCGGCGAGGCUUCCCGCCUGGCGCACUACAACAAGCGCUCGACCAUCACUUCCCGGGAGAUCCAGACGGCCGUGCGCCUGCUGCUGCCGGGGGAGCUGGCCAAGCACGCCGUGUCCGAGGGCACCAAGGCCGUCACCAAGUACACCAGCUCCAAGUGAGCAUGUGUUCAGAAAGGGGCGGACUUCCCCCUCACCAAAAAGGCUCUUUUCAGAGCCACCUACCUAAUCCUGAAAAGAGCUCUAAUGCUAGCAUCACUACC
Phascolarctos cinereus (koala) is the source of this 593-nucleotide messenger RNA. RefSeq names its product histone H2B type 2-E-like. Gene Ontology annotation, cellular component: nucleosome. The record is from RefSeq and is a predicted model, not a curated record. NCBI's taxonomy places the organism in Eukaryota, Metazoa, Chordata, Mammalia, Diprotodontia, Phascolarctidae. Gene Ontology annotation, molecular function: DNA binding; protein heterodimerization activity; structural constituent of chromatin.